UGCAAGUGUGCUUACUUUUUGGUAUUAUUUGCGUUUUCAUUUGAUCCUGAAGUAAUCCCGUUUAUGUGCAGAAAUGGAUCAGCUUUCUGAGGUGGAAUCCCUGAUCUUUCCUAUUUUUAUAAUAAAACAGUAGGCUUCAGAUGAGAUUCGUGUGUCCUAGUAAAUUAGUUGAUUUCAGGUAGCAGAGAGCUUUGUUUUUAGGCUCCGAUAAUUUGCCGACAAUAAUGUCUAAGGAAAAUUGCACGAACGGUGCAGUGGCAGUCAUGUCAAGUGAUGAGAAGAUUGAGAAGAAGCUUAGUAGAAAAGAAUUGAAAAAGCUGCAGAAGAAGGCGGAGUAUGAGCGUGAGAUUAAAGAAAUGGGUGGUGCAGUUGAAAAUCGGAAGGAAAAAGAAGCAGUUGAAAAGAAGGACAAUGGUGGGAUUGGGUCAGGUGCUGAACUUGGACAGCAGUUUUCCGUUUCGCAGCAAGCGAAGUCCACCGGACAACGGAAUCAGCUUGAAAAUGCUGUCGACAUUAAGGUAGAAAACUUUGAUAUUGCAGCUCAAGGACGAGUUUUGUUUCACAAAGCUGAGUUAACAAUAGCUUUCGGAAGGCAUUACGGUCUCGUUGGCCCAAAUGGAAUGGGCAAAACUACACUUUUAAAACAUAUUGCUGCCAGAAGAUUGGAUAUUCCACCAAAUAUUGACCUUCUUUAUUGCGAACAAGAAAUUGAAGCUGACCAUACCCUAGCUAUUGAUGCUGUUGUCAAAUCAGACAAACAACGCCUUGCUUUAAUGGAAGAGGAGGCACAGUUGAUAAAGAAGCUAGAAGAAGGCGACAUUUCGGUUGGCGAACAUCUGAGAGAGGUCACUGAUGAACUAAAGAAUAUAAAUGCAGACGCAGCUGAACCAAAAGCGCGCCGUAUAUUGGCUGGUCUCGGCUUCACAAAAACUAUGCAAGAAAAACCAGUUGAAGCAUUUUCGGGUGGUUGGCGUAUGCGUAUUUCAUUAGCUCGAGCUCUUUUUUUGGAACCGACGUUGUUGAUGCUCGAUGAGCCAACCAAUCAUCUUGAUCUGAAUGCGGUCAUUUGGCUCGAUAAUUAUUUGCAAACGUGGAAGAAAACCUUAUUGAUUGUCUCACAUGACCAAGGUUUUCUAGACAGUGUGUGUACAGAUAUUAUCGAUUUGCAGGAUCAGAAAUUGUAUUACUAUAAAGGGAAUUAUUCUGCUUUCAAGAAAAUGAAAGAUCAGAAGAUGAGGGAACACAUGAAGGCUUUCGAAACUCAACAAAAACAAUUAGCUGCAAUGAAGAAAAGUGGCAAAAGUUCGAAACAAGCUGUUGAAGAAAUAAAAAACCGAUUGCAAAACAAGCAAAAUAAAGUUACCAAAGGCAAGAAAGGCUCCACCAUUAUGGCAUGUGAAGCUGAUGCAGCACCAGUAGAAUUGCUACAAAGAAUUAAAGAAUAUAAUGUGAAAUUUGCUUUUCCGGACCCUACAAAAUUGCCACCUCCAGUGCUUGGAUUACACGGUGUAACUUUUGGUUACAAAGACCAAGUGUUAUUUAAAAACCUUGACUUUGGUGUAGAUAUGGAUUCUCGUAUUGCAUUUGUGGGGCCCAAUGGUGUUGGGAAAUCAACAUUAAUGAAGUUAUUGGCAGGCAAAAUCGAGCCACAACAAGGUGAGGUCCGGAAGCACAGACAGCUACGCAUAGGAUGGUUCGAUCAGCAUGCGAACGAAGUAUUGAAUGGCGAACAAACUCCAAUCGAAUAUCUUUUCACCAAAUUUCGAAUUGACUAUCAGGAUGCGAGAAAACGAUUGGGUACAGUAGGUCUUCCUGGCUCCACACACACCAUAAAGAUAAAAGAUUUAUCUGGUGGACAAAAAUCUCGUGUUGCUCUUGCUGAAUUGGCUUUGGGAGCUCCAGAUGUGCUGAUAUUGGACGAACCUACAAAUAAUCUGGAUAUUGAAUCAAUCCAUGCAUUAGCAGAAGCAAUUGAAAACUUUGGUGGUGGUGUCAUAAUGGUUACUCACGAUGAACGUUUGAUCAGGGAAACAAAUUGCCAGUUAUGGAUUGUCGAAAACUUGGGCGUUGCUGAAAUUGAUGGCGACUUCGAGGAUUACAGGAAAGAAAUCCUGGAACAACUUGGAGAAACGUCAUCGCCUCCAGAACGAUAAAUUGUUAACUAACUUUCAUUCCACUUUGAAAGUUUUUUCAAGUCGAUGACUUGAAUGACCGGUUUUCAGUUUUCGGGAGUAAGAUUACACAUUUCCUAUUUGAGCCACAGUUUUGAUCCAUUGUCGACAGGUCUUUACUGUUUGCUUUGUCUGACGUUCUCUUUGUUUUAUAGUAUUUCCGAAAAUGUGAUGAACUUCUUUAGUUCACAUCGAGGCUUUUCCCAUUCUUUUUCUUUUUUCUGAGCAGGCUAGUUUUUCAACUUCUUGUCCAACUGAAGACGGACAAUAGGAACACUGUUUGUCUUUCCACCAGCAAAAUAUGCUUGUACCUUUCUAAUCAUAAUUUCCAAAGUCAGUCAUUUUUGUUUCAUUUUUGUUUUUGUUCCUCAUGUUUUGUCUACUGGGACUCACUGAAAGCCUUCUUCCAUGUGAUGAAAUGAAAACAUUUACUUAAUUUGGCCUUUCAUUCACUUUCAGUUAUGUGAUUGAAUCUUGAAUUCCA
Molecule: messenger RNA, 2655 nt
Organism: Loa loa (African eye worm)
Lineage: Eukaryota; Metazoa; Nematoda; Chromadorea; Rhabditida; Onchocercidae
Product: ATP-binding cassette
Exons: 16
Coding region: 225-2153 (642 amino acids)
Molecular function (GO): ATP binding; ATP hydrolysis activity
Source: RefSeq, a predicted model, not a curated record